This is a messenger RNA of Gambusia affinis (western mosquitofish), 4181 nucleotides long. Its product is annotated as sodium/hydrogen exchanger 9B2. Lineage: Eukaryota; Metazoa; Chordata; Actinopteri; Cyprinodontiformes; Poeciliidae. Gene Ontology annotation, biological process: proton transmembrane transport. The coding region runs from base 466 to 2226 and encodes 586 amino acids. The transcript is spliced from 15 exons. Gene Ontology annotation, cellular component: membrane. The record is from RefSeq and is a predicted model, not a curated record. Gene Ontology annotation, molecular function: antiporter activity.
AGGGGUUGUAGAGUUUGGACGGAGCAUGGUCAAUUAUAGCAGCUGAGGAGGCGCACAAUAUCGGACAAGAGUUUUCUUGUUUUUGUGUUUGUAUGUCAAAUUAGUUUUGUUCUCUGAAAUCAUGUCUAUGAUUUAUUCCGGAAGCACGUUUUAGGACGUCACAACGCUGUCACUGACACACGGUCACUUUGCAAACUGAUCAAUGAAUCGAUAUCUGAAAGCUUCAACAGUUUACAGUGGCUAUUACUGUGUGACCAGACCACUGUAGGCUGACGCUACAAUACUACACGAACUAAUGCAUUGUACAAAAACAUCACUGACAGAACAUGAGAUGUAUGAACAGGAGCCCCAGGUGAGAGGCUGGACACUAAGAAGUGAAGGGAAUUCAAAUGGCUGAACUCAACCGUGAGUUCAACCUGCUGUGAUACAGAAGCAAAAGAAUCAGAAAAACGGUGGAGUACAGCAAUGGAGGAAAACCCUGAGAAACCUGCAAAAACUGAACCGAGUCCUACACCCAGCCCAGCACCCAGUCCAGCACCCAGCCGAGCACCCAGCCCACUGCUGGAGAGAAUCACUCUUCCUACUGCAAAUCAUGUUGAGCAUCUCAACGUGAACCAGUUCCAGGUGGUGGUGCGGCGUUGCUCAACUCCAAACGUAACAGAGGAGACUACCUAUUUUAUCCCUCGCCACCCUGUGGUGGAUGCUGGCACCAACACAGACCCACCAGUGGUCUGUUGCCCGCUGCUUCGCAAGUUUUGCCCAUGUCCGCCACGAGGCCUCCUUGCCUCUCUUAUUACCAAAGUUCUUUUGGCAGCUGUACUCUUUGGGGUGGUUGUGUCCAUCACAGAGGAAGAAUGUCUUCCUGGAGGAAAUCUGUUUGGCAUCACCAUAUUAUUUCUCUGUGCGUACGUCGGUGGCAAAGCAGUCGCCCUCAUCCAGCUGCCUACACUUCCACCAUUUCCACCACUCCUUGGUAUGCUGCUGAUGGGCUUCCUGCUGAGAAACAUCCCAGUUAUAACAGAUUCGGUGUACAUUAACUUCAGAUGGUCUGCUUCCCUGAGAAACAUUGCUCUGGCUGUCAUCCUGGCCAGAGCUGGCCUGGGGUUGGAUCCCAAGGCUCUGAGGAAGCUCAAAACCGUGUGUAUACGUGUAGCAGCUGGGCCCUGCCUGAUCGAAGCCAGUACUGCUGCUCUCAUCUCUCAUUUCCUCAUGGGCUUGCCCUGGGAGUGGGGCUUUAUUCUUGGCUUUGUUCUGGGCGCUGUGUCUCCGGCCGUGGUGGUGCCCUCAAUGCUUCGGCUGCAGAAGGACGGAUAUGGCGUGGAAAAGGGCAUCCCCACCCUGCUGAUGGCGGCUGGAAGCUUUGAUGACAUUCUCGCCAUCACAGGGUUCACCACAUGCUUGGGCAUGGCCUUCGCAGAAGGAUCCACUCUGUAUAAUCUCCUGCGAGGCGUCCUGGAGGUUGGAGGAGGGACGGUUGCUGGGAUGCUCCUUGGCUUCCUUAUUCAGUACUUUCCAAGUGUUGACCAGAAACACCUGGUGAUGAAGCGCUCCUUCUUGGUGCUGGGUCUGUCUGUCUUUGCUGUGUUCGGCAGCAACGUGGCAGGGUUUCCAGGUUCGGGGGGCCUUUGCACCCUGGUGUUAUCUUUUCUGGCUGGACUUGGCUGGGGGGAAGAAAAGGGCCGUGUGGAGGAAGUGAUUAGUUGGGCGUGGGACGUUUUUCAGCCUCUGCUGUUUGGACUGAUAGGAGCUGAGAUUCGAGUCAAUGAGCUGGAGGGACUUGCAGUUGGUCUGGGUAUAUCCUCCAUGCUCAUUGCUGUGGUGGUUAGAGUACUGUUCACUUUUGUGUGCGUGUUACAUGCGGGCUUCAACUUAAAAGAAAAAGUGUUCAUAGCUCUUGCAUGGAUGCCCAAAGCAACAGUGCAGGCAGCAAUAGGCUCCACGGCUUUAGACAUGGCCAGAGCAAAGGCUAACAAGGAGCAGAUAAAGUACGGCAUGGAUGUGCUGACUGUGGCCGUGCUCUCCAUCCUUCUUACGGCCCCGAUUGGGGCUUUGAUUAUUGGGAUCUUGGGGCCUCGCCUGCUGCAGAGGCCGAAGACCCUCACCUGUGUUUCCCAUAGCUACCUUCCAGUGGUGAAUACAAGUCCUCUGCUUUCCAUAUUUCAGCAUUGUGAUAUCUUUGGAGGAAUUUGCAUAUCAUUAGAUCCCAGGCACCGCGGCAGGAAGUGAAGAUGACACCGAAACUCCUGUCACCUUCGAGAGUACACUCUGACAUCUAAGUGAUCCAAGAGAGACCUUGAAUGUCAGUUGUUUCAGCUGCUCUUUAGCCACUGAGUGGCUCUCUUGUUGCUCAACUCUUUGUUGGAAUCAGCCUGUAUUUAUAGCAGCAGGUGGUUUCCAGGCACUGAGCUCCAAACACAUUUCCUUUGCCCUGCUGUGUGCAUUCAUGCUCUAUGAACUUUACACCAGAGCUGCUUUAGUGUCGCGCUUGAACUGAACAUUUAUUUAGAUAUUCUGUAAUUAGCAUGAGGCAAUUAAACAGUUUACAUUUUUGUAAAUUGGUAUUGUUUUUGUCACAUUCAAAGUAUCCAGUGGUUCUAUUUCCUGCUUCCAGUAAACGGUACUUAAACUGAAAUGGUAGUGCUAAACAUAAGGAUGUGUGUUUUACAAAGUGGUGAGAUGGUGUGUGAUUGAAUGGAUUUUUAGAGGAAGCUAUCCAGAAUCCAUUUUUAAAUCUUUUUAUUCUAAUGCUGUAUGUUUGUACUGUUUUUUUAUGUUUGUCAUUAGUGUUUGUGGUUAAUUUUUUAUUUAAUUUACAACUCAGGAAAUCUUGAUGUCCCACUUUAUUUAGAUGUAUACAGAAUGCUCCUUAAAUUCUGACAGAAUCAACCUCAUGCAAUGUGGUAUAAAAUCCCACAUCAACUUUGGGAGUUUUUCUGAACUUUAAUGUGAUUGUUUAUUUUUAGAGAUUAUGAACAAAUUUUAUAUGACUGUUAAGUGUUAGUUUGUUUUUUUACUACACAAAUACGGCAGUGUGUUGUUUUUAAAUUUAAUUUUUUAUUAUGUAAAUGAAAAGAUUACAAAUGAAGACGCUAGUAAAAACGCUCUUAAAACCUUCCCUAUUAUUGCUGAGAAUUUUCAACUAUGUUGAAAUGUCCAACAGUUUCUUGUCAAAGUCCCACCCAAAGGGCUUAGGGAAGAAUUACUUUAUGUAUUACUUUACCAGCUGUUUUUGGAGAGGCAGAACAGGUUGGGAAUAAAACCAAAAUAAGUUAUCCUGACUUCUAAUUUGGAAAUGCAACCAAUACAUUGCUCCCCAAUGCAAUGUUGCAAGAGCCAGAAUGUUGAUGCAAACUAGUUAUAACAAAAAGCUGAGUCUUUAUUGCCCAUUAUACCAACUUGCAACUUGACAAGUUAACAAGAUGAUUCCUUUCUAUUUAUUCCAUUACCAAAACACAUAAUGCUUUAAUUUUCAGAAAAUGUGGGAAAUACCCUGUAAAUCUAAACUUCUGACUGGUGGUGAACAUCAAACCCAUGAAGCACAUACUCUUUGUAUUUUAUUCAAACUUCCAGAGCAGCCUAAGCUGAUUAUUAUUACUGUUUCAGAACAGAUGCUUAAUGCAAUUUUAUAAUGAAAUUAAAUAAAAGACAAGGACAUGAUAAACUGAGUUAAAAGGGAUAUUCACUUAAACUUUCAGCUUAAGUUACAUGAAGAUUUUCAAAGUAUUGAAAAAGAAGGUGAGGUUCUGCUAACUUAAGCAACUGAAUUAUUCAUGACCAGUUCUAUUAACAUUUAGUAUGAACUUAGUCUAGCAAACAUUAAUAUACAUGAAGUUAUUCAGAAAUAGAGAACAAAGAACUAACUGUGAAAACCAACGUCAAGUGUGAAAAUAUUUUUUGCUUCAUAAUACAGGAAGUGUUCUGCCAAGAAGCCAAAUGCAGUGAAUACAGCAACUCAAACAGAAAAGUGUUGUUGCAGUUCUGAGACCUCAACAGUAUAGUGGUUUGAAAUGUUUCAACACAACAGGACUUAUAGCAAUAAAUGUCUAUGAACAAAACAUCAAGAAUCUACAGUAAGUAUCCCAUACAUUAUGAAUACAUACACACAUGUUGAUCUAUCAGAAAAUAUAUUACUCCUCUAAAGCGUUGUGGUAAAAACAAUUUGGCACUCAAGCUGGCAAAUG